AUGGAUAGUUUAAUAAUAGUUAAACAACUUGAAACUUUUUCAAAAAGUUUAAAUAAUAAUAGUAAUAAUAAUACAUCCAAUGAAAAUGAAGAGUUCAUUUAUAAUUCAUUUUUAGAUUGUGUGUUAAUUAAUAAUAACGAUAAUAAUGAUGUCAAUAAUCAAUUACAAGAAUCUUUAAUUGAAAGAUUAAAAUUAAUAAUUAAUAGUGAUUUAAAUAUAUCAGAUUCAGAAAACCAUCAUUUAGUUAAAUUAUUAUUGUUAUCCAUUCAAAGAAUUUCAAAUAACUCUAAUACAAAUAGUAAUAAUAAUGAAAAUAUCUUUAAUAUUUAUUUUAAUAUCUUACAAAAUUCUCACAAUGUCAACAAUAAAUCAAUACUAGAUAUAAUAGUUAAUAAUAUUAAACAAUCUAUCAUCACUUUUAUUAAAACUAAUAAUAAUAGCAUCAACAGCGAUAAAAUAGUUGAAAAGUUAUUAGAAAUUUCAAAUUCAUCUUUAAUUUCAUUAUUAGAUAAUAAUUCAACCAACAAUAAUAAUAAUACCAUUGAAUAUAAUAUUAAUUUCAAAUUAUUAAUUAAUAUCUAUAAUAUAAUAAAUCAACAACAAAAUAACGAAAUUAAUAAAUCAAAUAAUAGUUAUUUAAUCAUUUUAAAAUAUAAAGAAAUUUUAAUUAAAAAUUCAAUAGAUUUAAUUAAAUUAUUAAACAAUCAAGAUGCUAAAAACCUAAUAGUUUCACAAUUAAUAAUUUCAUUAGUGGGUAACUCUGUUGAACAUUUAAAUCAAAUUAAAGAAGAAUCAUUCAAAAUGCUCGAUCAACCUGAUGCAACUGAAGAGGCUUCAAGAAUUAAAAUGGACGGUUAUAGAAUAUUAUCUGGUUUUUUACAAACUUUUCCUUCAAGCUUUUUAUAUGAUGAAAGAUUUUGGAAAUCAAUUAUUAGUGGUUUGGUUGAUAUGGAGCCAUUAAAUAGAAAGAGAUCAAACUAUUUAUUAAAGAAAUCAAUCAGUAUUUCAAUUUCAAAUGAAAAUAAUAGUGAGGAUAUGGGUAAAUGGACACAAUACUUUGAAUGGAAUAAAGAAAAUAGUUCAAAGUUACAAAAGCUAUGGAACACAUUCUUUUUAAUCAACGAGUCAUUAGAUGAUUUUACAAUUCAUACAAUCGAGCCUGUUUGGAAAGAGUUGGAUCAAUUGGUAGUUUCUUCAUCAUCAAAUAGCAGUUUUGGUUUACACUUUGAUUGGUUAAAUAUUUUAUUCAAAAGAGGUUUACAACACAUGAAUCCAGCCGUUAUCAAGAUUCUAGUAUUAGAUGUUUUAUAUGCAAAGCAUUAUAUUCCAUAUUUACCAUUGGAUUUUGUUACCGAUAAUAUGAUCCAUUUAAUUUCAACUCCAUUAAUUUAUAAAGGUUCAACAGAAGGUUCAAUUCAUGCUGCCAUUCAACAUUUCUUUACAGUUUACUAUGAAUCAUUAAAAGAAACCGAAAUGAAAAUUAAAUUAUUUAGAAAUAUAAUCACCAUUUUAAAGAAUAACCAUUUCCAUAGAGAUUUAGUAAUCAAUUUAAUUAAAUUUAUCGAAGUCAUAACCAAUAAACAUAAAGAACAAGUUCCAGUGGUCAACAACGAGUUUUUCCCAAUUUUCAACACAUUAUUCGAGCUUUCAAUUAAAAGAUUACACAGCAACGGCCGUAAUAGAUUAUAUAAAUCAGUAAUUAAAUCAUUACAAUACAUCACCGAUGAGCAAUUAAGUUUUGAUAAUAUGUCAAAAAUUAUAUUUUCAAUUCCAUUCCACUUUCACUCAAAUCCUCAAUAUAAUCAACUCAUCAGUAAUUGGUUAAAUGGUAAUAGUGGUCAAGGUGCUAAUAAAACAUUCAAUUCUAUAAUGGAGAUUUUAAAAAAUCACCAUCAACAACAAUCCAUUCCUAAUACCUCCAACAUUGAUAAAGAUUUCAUAGUAAAACUUAAAUCAGAUUCAUUUAUUUCAGCUAGAAUCAUUUCAUAUUUAAAAGAUGAACAAUUUAGUGGAGUUAUCAAACAAAUUUUAGAUUCAACUAAACAAUUAAUUGAAAAUAAUAACACAAACUCUGUUGGCUUCUUUUAUUUCAUCACCUUAUUGGGAUCAAUUCUUUCCAUUAUUAAUUUACCAAAUCAAAUUCAAAUUUUAAAUCAAUUAAUUAAUGAAAUCUUUUCAAAUACAUUUAUGAACUAUCUUGGUGAAAGUUUCAAAUCUAUUCCAUCAAUUGACUACGCAGUUUUAUUAGAAGUUGAAGAAUCUUAUUAUUUAAUCGAAUCAUUCAUUUUAGGUAAUCAUUCAAAUCUCAAAAAUAAAAUAAAUGAAUAUUUUACAACUUUAUUAAAUUCCCAACAAAUUAAUAAUAAUAACUUAGUACCAACAACCAUCGAAAAUGAAUUCAACAAAAUCAAAACUAUCCAAAGAUUUUACGGUUUAUUCAAAGAUAGAGCUUGUUCAGCAAAUUUAUUUACCAUUGAGCAGUUUGAAAAUGUAUUAGAUAGGGCUAUUAAUAUAGAACUAAAGAAACCAAAGCAAUCAGAAGGUGAGGAAGAGUCGGUUAUUAUUAAAAAUUGGGGUACAAUCAAUUCGUAUUUUAUUAAAAUAAAAUGGUAUUUAAUCAGGAAUCUUUUAACAUGCUUAUUGCAUUUGGUAAAAUCACACUCAACUGAAUCAAAAGUACUAAAUGAAAAUUCAAAGAAAUAUUUAGAAAUUGCUAUCGAGUCAUUAGGUGGUUCAAAUUUUUAUUGCUCACAACCAAUUAUUCAUAGUUUAACCAUUUUAUUACCACUAGGAGCUAUAGAUAAGAAAACAAAUACUUUUGACCAAGAGUUAUUCGAAAGGGCAUUGUCUUACACUUGGACAUCGUCAGUAGAUUGUGGCAUUUUAAAUUAUAUUGGCUCGUUUGUACAAUUAGCUUUUCAACAUAAUACACUUUCAGUCCAUGUCACCCAAGAGCAGGAGAACGAUUUGGGUUUAUUCAAUCAUCAUACUGUAUUAAAAGAGUACUUUUAUAAACUUUUAGAAUACUGUAAUGUAGUACCAGGUAUCUAUAACCUUUUGGUGAUGAAGUCCACUAUGAUUUGGCGUGAAUAUCCAGAAAUUGCAAUUCAAUACAUUGACGAAAUUUAUGAAGCACUUAUCUAUGGUCCAAUUAGAGUAGCAUCAAACGAUUUACAUCAAGAUGAAAACGAAAUUUCCUUCUAUGAGCCAUUAGUUGGUAUUCCAAGCUAUGUAUUCAAUUUACAUCAAGAUUCAAUUGUUGAAAGUCAACAAGAUGAAGAGAAAUUUGGUUUUGGUUAUGUUCCAUAUAGAGAUAGUUUUGGUAGAGCAGCAACAACCAUAUUUAUAAAUACAAUGGGUGAAUUAUCACAACAGAAACCAUCAUCAACAACAGAUGAACAUAAAAUCAAUUUAUACAAGAAGUUUAUAAAUUUAAUAACUAUCAAAUUUUUAGAUUCUAAUUUUUAUGAAGAAUUUUUAAAAAAGAAGGAAUAUAUUUUAAAUACAUUCACUCAUAGAUUAAAGAUUAGAAUUUGGCAAACUCUUUGUGUAUUAAGUAAAUUUAUAAAUACCGAAGAUAAAGAGAUGUCAAAUCAAAUUGGUGAUAGCAUCGUCAAGGUAUUUUUUAUUUUCCAUUUACCAUCAGUAAGAAAGUAUAUCAAUAUAUUUUUGGUCAAUUUAAUUAAAAGCAAUCAUGAAAUAGUAGAAAGCCAUUUAUUGAAAUUAUUUGAUAAUGUUAAUCUUCGUGGUGAUAUUCUUUCAUCUAUUACCGUUACCGCAGCCUAUGUUUUAAUCAAUAUAGAAAACAAUGACGCCUUAUAUCAAAAAGUAUUCAAUAGAGUUUUGUCCCUUUGUGUAUCAGGUCAUAUUAUUGUUAAAACUAUAGCAUCCAGUGUUAUUUCUCAAUUGAUUGAAAAUGAUAUGGAAGGUCUCAAAAAGAAAUUAGAGCCCGGUGUAUUGGAAUACUUGGACCAAUUAAACUAUUUCUUUAAAACAAAUUCACAAGCAUAUAAACUAUUACAAAAACAAAAGAAACAAAUGGAUAUUGCAAAAGAAAAUCAAUUUACAGAUUGUGCAUUUUUAAAUUUAUUUUAUGAAACACCAGUUAUCGAAAAAUUAGCAGUAACAGAAAUUAUUCCACCAGGUAUUUUCGAUUUCUUAUCAAGCAAAGAGUAUUUAAACCAAUCAAUAUUAGAAAAGCAACUUCGUGAUCAACUAUUCGAAAAAUCAAAACUUUAUCCAAAAGUUGAUGAUUUCGAAAGUGAGGACGACGAUGAAGAUGUUGGUGAAGAAACUAAAGAUAAAAAACUUGAAGAUGUUGAUGAAUAUAUAGAUACCAAUCCAACAAGUUACCAAAAGAAAAUUUUACCAUGGGCAGAUUUGGAAUAUGAAUCGCGUAGUGAAAUAAUGACUAAAUCAAGACAAUCAGUAAUAUUGGUUGCAAGUUUUGUUGAUAAAAUUCCAAAUUUAGCAGGUCUAGUUAGAACCAGUGAAAUUUUUAAUAUCGAAUGUUUAGUGGUUUCAGAUAUGAAGAUUUUAAAUGAUACUGCUUUCCAACAAAUUACUGUUACAGCCGAAAAAUGGUUGCCAAUGGAAGAGGUUCCCGAAGAAUCACUCAAACAAUAUUUACUCGGAAAAAAAUCACAAGGUUAUUCUCUUUUGGGUAUUGAACAAACAUCAUCUAGUGUGCAAUUAAAUAAAUUUGAUUUCCCUGAAAAGUCAGUUUUGGUAUUAGGUAAAGAAAAAGAAGGUAUUCCAACAGAAUUUAUUAAUCUAUUAGACAAAUGUAUAGAAAUUCCACAGUUGGGUGUUAUUAGAAGUUUAAAUGUUCAUGUUUCUGGUUCUAUUUUAAUGUGGGAAUAUACCAAACAAAAACUAAAUCAAUAA
Dictyostelium purpureum is the source of this 4887-nucleotide messenger RNA. RefSeq lists its product as uncharacterized. The transcript has 2 exons. The record is from RefSeq and is a predicted model, not a curated record. Gene Ontology annotation, biological process: tRNA methylation. Gene Ontology annotation, molecular function: tRNA (guanine) methyltransferase activity; RNA binding. NCBI's taxonomy places the organism in Eukaryota, Evosea, Eumycetozoa, Dictyosteliales, Dictyosteliaceae. The coding region runs from base 1 to 4887 and encodes 1628 amino acids.